AGAGGUGAUUUGAAUGUCACCGAAAUCUGGAAAGAAGACGAACGCCAUGGUGACACAGGAAGUGGUGGUCAUAAACUGAUAAUGCUCUUCACUGACGGUGUCGAAGAAUGGCCAAUUGGUGUGAUUAACAGUCGAAAAUCAUUGCAAUCCACCGAUCCGAUUCGUGUAUUUGGUUUUUCGAUGGGUUACGGCACAGGACCGAUGCCAGCACUCGCCUAUAUCGCGUGUCAUACGAACGCAUCGUAUGCAAUCGUUGAUUCCAUAUCAGACGUUAAACGUCAAUCCGUGUCUUAUUUAAAGAAACUUUCGAAUGUUCUCGCAAUCGCCUAUGCGAACAAUCCGCCGUCGGCACGUCCCGUCACAUGGGUAACCCCACUAAUGGACAGUCAAGGUUCGGGGCCAACUUUAACAGUCUCGAUGCCAAUUCUGAACACAAUGGAGAAUGCGAGUGGCAGUGGAGUGUUGGGUGUAGCUGGUAUUGAUAUACGUUUCAAACAAAUUGCUAAGAUCUUACCUGAACAUGAGCAAAUGUAUGCGUUUAUUGUGAACAACAACGGAAUCGCUCUCUAUCAUCCUAGGCUGAAAAUACCGAAAACGGAGGUGUAUUCGGUACGUCGAACGGCGUGCUACGAUAAGCGUUCUCGUUCACGUGGUGGAGGUCGUAUUCAAUUCGGUGAAGCUGACGAAAGGGUUCUGAGACUGAUGGGUCUUUUAGAUUCAAUAUUCACAAUCGAUAUUAUCGAACUGGAAAGAGAUUCGAAAAUAUUUCGAAAGUUUCGCAGAAUGAUGAUCGAUCGAAACUGUAGCCGUGCACCGCUACUUGAUGGAACUCGAGAGUACUGGUGUCGAAGCGUUAAAGGCACUCCACUCACGAUUGGCUUUGUGGCCUUCAAGGACCGUAGCAUUACUGUCUUGAGCGGUGGAGUGGAACGUCCACAGAACCCGAACAAAGCCCUUGUGGGACACUACGUUCCGAAACGUGGUCUUUGUCGUGGUGACUUGGAUCAUGUGGAUAUGACCGAACGUUUCAACGCCUUCUUGGAGGCUCGUAAAUGCGAGAUGGAUACGAAUUUGCCGUAUGCACUGGUGGUGACCUUGAAUAAUUGGACAGAAAGUUGGCCAGAUUUGGGCGAAAAUGAAACCAACUUCGAAUCGCUUCUUCCAAUAGCGGAUGUACUGGAGCUGGAGCGAUAUCCGAAACCAUCAAGCAAACUCAAAUUGUUCGCUUUCAACGAUAACAAUAAGAUCACAAUAACUGCUUACAAGCAGAUUUUUGAUUCGGUCUAUUCGAGACGAUUGGCUGUUGGUGGUGUUCAAUGGACCACCGAAUUCAUCGAUCGUUUCUUCUAUAAUAUCACUGCCCACCGUCCUGAAUGGGCUGUAUGCUAUCAGUUGAAAAAGAGCUGUCACUUAGUGCUGUCGGAUGGCUUCAUUGUGGCUGGCAAGUACUCACAACAACACCUAUCAUCUGCAGAUGCACUACUUUUCGAUUAUAUGAUCAAAAAACGAAUGAUUAAAAAGUUGGAUAUCUGGUUAUUGGUGACGGCAACGAUCCGAGGUGCUCUUACACAACCAAUAAUGGUCGGUGGAACGUGUCAAUUCUCGAGGAUCAAACAUCGAGAGAUAUGCUCUUUGGAGUAUUCAAUCUACGAGAUAACGCUCACCGAAAAGCACAAUUUCAUGCUCAACGAUGGUGUUUGUUCAAGGGAAAUUCAAAUAAUGCCAUUCCCAGAUGCAUCACUUCAUCUGUUUCUCACCGAUAAUGCGUGUGCAAAUUUGACAAAAAAGAGUGCACAUAGUUUCACACCAAGACGCAUAUCGGAAUGUGAACGUAUGACACCAAUGUAUCGUCGACGCCGUCAGGAUCUUGAUUAUACAAGAAUUCAUCCUCAGGAUUUAGUUUGA
Anisakis simplex (herring worm) is the source of this 1905-nucleotide messenger RNA. The record is from the annotation of a GenBank genome assembly. NCBI's taxonomy places the organism in Eukaryota, Metazoa, Nematoda, Chromadorea, Rhabditida, Anisakidae.